GAUGUUAUAAUCGAUUUGAGUUCCAAACAAUAAACAACCAAUUUUUUAAAAUUCAAAUUUGGAAUUCCUGUGGCACCCCCCGUGUAAGACGGACAACAAAUCAAGAUGGACAUCUUCGAGAGCUUUUGCCGGACGUGCGGCAACGAGUGCCUGGAGUCACUAGGCAUCUACGAAGAGAGCGUCCGGGCGCUGGACAAGAUGGUUCCCAUCGCGGAGAUGCUGGCGGCCUGUCUGCCAGCUUCCCUGCCGCCCCUGGACCAAUCCGACGACUAUCCCAAGCAGAUUUGCCGCAUCUGCGUGAGGAAGCUCUCAAUGGCCUACGAGUUUAGCCACCAGUGGCUGGGCGCCCACAGCGAGUUCAACGUGGCCCUGAAGUUCGAGCAGCGCAGGAAGCGCAGCUUGGCCAGCAGAAACCAGUCCCAGACCACAACACCAUCCCACCAAGCCAAGCCGAAGGAUGUCCAGCUGCCCAUCGAGAUGGCGGAGCCAGUGAUCCCGAAAAUCGAGCCGGGAGUGGCACCUGAACCUGCUACCGUGGAGACGAAGACCAACAGCGACCCCCGGCUUGGUUUCAAGUGCGGCAUCUGCAACGAAACUUUUCACACAGAGAAGGCCUGCAAGUUCCACUUUAAAUUCUCGCACAAGGAUCUUUAGUCCACCUAUGGACCUAAUCAUUUUACUAUUAGUUAUCUUGCCCACUAACUGCACGACUAGAUAGCUACCAUUAAAUGUAUGAAUUUACAUUUUUUAAUUGCAUGCAAAUUAUUUGUUUUCAGUUAAGACAGUCUUGUGUGAAAUGACCAGAUAUUAUUGUAAGCCAUAUCCCUUUAAGAUUAACCAUGUUUCAUGUUGUACAUUUAGAUAUCUGUAUUGGAUAGCUAUAAAUAAAUUGCAUUUUAAAGAAA
Molecule: messenger RNA, 905 nt
Organism: Drosophila suzukii
Lineage: Eukaryota; Metazoa; Arthropoda; Insecta; Diptera; Drosophilidae
Gene: Dlip1
Product: Dorsal interacting protein 1
Cellular component (GO): nucleus
Molecular function (GO): zinc ion binding
Source: RefSeq, a predicted model, not a curated record